This is a messenger RNA of Mus pahari (shrew mouse), 2504 nucleotides long. RefSeq names its product spindle apparatus coiled-coil protein 1 (gene Spdl1). The transcript is spliced from 12 exons. The coding region runs from base 174 to 1988 and encodes 604 amino acids. NCBI's taxonomy places the organism in Eukaryota, Metazoa, Chordata, Mammalia, Rodentia, Muridae. Gene Ontology annotation, biological process: mitotic spindle assembly checkpoint signaling; mitotic metaphase chromosome alignment; establishment of mitotic spindle orientation. Gene Ontology annotation, cellular component: spindle pole; outer kinetochore. The record is from RefSeq and is a predicted model, not a curated record. Gene Ontology annotation, molecular function: kinetochore binding.
AUUCAAAAAACCCCGGCGCUUGCUUAGCAGUGCUGCGGCCGAAUGGAGAGGAUGUUAUUUCUGUGCUGAGGUGGAGUUCGUGUCACGAAUCUGGGCGUCCAGUGCUCUCCGGACAGACCUCCGGUUGCUGCAGCCAGGAAGCGUGAGGAGAGACUAGGUUGAAAACAGAAAACAUGGAGGCAGAUAUCACAAAUCUUCGAAACAAACUCAAAGAGUGUGAAGACGAGCGACUGAAAGCUGCACACUAUGGCCUACAGCUAUUGGAGAGGCAGACGGAACUGCAGAGUCAACUGGAUAAAUGUCAUGAAGAAAUGAUGACCACAGCCGAGAAUUAUAACCAAGAGAAGCAUGCCCUUCAAAGAGAAGUAGAGCUCAAGAGUCGGAUGAUAGACAGCCUGAGCUGUGAAUGUGAAGCUCUGAAACAGCAACAGAAGGCGCAGCUGGAGCAGUUAGAGGUGCAGCUCCACAGGAGCCACCGGCAGGAAGUGAGCGACCUGAAGAACAAGUUAGAAAAUCUGAAAGUGGAGUUAGAUGAAGCAAGGCUUGGUGAGAAGCAGCUGAAGCAGAAGCUGGAUCUCCAGGGGGAACUUCUCUCUCACAAAUCAGAAGAACUCCGGCUCAUGUCUGAGCAGAGAGCACUCAGUAGCGUGUCUUCAGAGCUGCUGGCUCUUCAGACUGAGCUAACUGCAAUGGAAGACGUGAAGAACGCCCUCAAAGAAGAGGUGAAUGAACUACAGUGCAAACAAGAGCAGCUAGAAUGCCUCAACACGUCCUUACAGCACCAGGUAGACAGGCUUAAAGAAGAAAAAGAGGAGCGUGAGAGAGAAGCAGUCUCUUACUAUAAUGCCUUGGAGAAAGCGCGUGUAGAAAAUCAGGAUCUUCAGGUGCAGCUGGGUCACGCACUCCAGCAGGCGGCGGACCCCAGCAGCAAAGGGAACUCUCUGUUCGCAGAGGUGGAGGAUCGAAGGGUGGCAAUGAAACGCCAGCUCAACUUGAUGAAAGACAAAUACCAGUCACUGAGGAAGCAAAACGCGUUCAUCAGAGACCAGAUGAACAAGAUGAAGUUACAAAUCUCCACAUUGCUGAGGAUGAGGGGAUCACAAACUGAAUUUGAACAGCAAGAACGGUUGCUUGCCAUGGUAGAACAGAAGAAUGGUGAAAUAAAACACCUUCUAGGGGAAAUUAAUAAACUGGAGAAAUUUAAGAACUUAUAUGAAAGUGUGGACUCCAGGCCCUCCACAUCAGACAGCGCUUGUACGCUGGAAGACAGCACCUAUUACUCACAUUUACUUCAGCUGAAGCUUGAAAAGCUAAACAAAGAAAAUGAAAGCACAAAGGGCGAGCUGUCCAUCCAGAGGAUGAAGGCAUUAUUUGAGAGCCAGCGGGCCCUGGAUAUUGAGCGGAAACUGUUUGCAAAUGAAAGACACCUGCAACUCUCAGAAAGCGAAAACAUGGAACUGAGAGCUAAGCUAGAUGAACUCAAGCUGAAGUACGAACCUGAAGAGAGAAUUGAAGUACCUGUACUCAAAAGGAGGCGCGAGGUGCUGCCGUUGAAUAUAACCACGCCAGAAGAAACAGCUGCUGCCAGUGCCACUGAGGAUGAAGUUUCUAGACUCCCACCUCACAGGGAGGAGGAAUCCUGUCUUAAUAACUUAAAAGAUAACACUGUGCAGUGGAAACAGCCAGCCGCUUCAUGUGUGCAGCCAGCCAGCCUCUCUCCUCAUAAGAGCCUGCAUCUGCACACACAGCCGAAGAAGGAGAAGUGUGUGAAGCUUGUGGAUAGUCCGGCCAACACUGAGGCCUUACAUGAACAAAGUGCAAAUACCCCCAAUUCUCCCAGGUUCACUGCAGAAUCAAAGCUUCCAACAAAAGUGAAGGAAAAGAUAGAAACUACAAGCAAAUUGGAAAAGGGAGCUUGUAAGAAAUCACAUAGCAUCAUAUAUGUGUCCUCAAAGUCAACCCCAGAGAUGCAGUGCCCGCAGCAGUAGUGAGGCGCUGUGUGGUGGGCCAUGCUAAUCAUCAUUCCUAUGUGUGGGACACCCUUGUGGAGCUUUGAAUAAAUCAGUGCUGAGACCUGGUGUGCUCAUACCUCUGUGACCAAGAAUUCAGAUGUGGCUGUGAUUCUGACCCAGAAGUUCCUUAACUGAUGAUCCUUCUCAGAACUGUGAAUCACAGGGAACAGACCAUUAUCAAAAGAGAAUGUUAGAAUUUAGACCUAUUUGCUGUGUUUGGAUAUGGAGUUUGAACAUGGUUAAAUAAUCUGUCAUACGAACCAAAAAUUAGAAAAUGGAACACUUAAAAUUAUUUAUAAUUUUCUUUGUACAUCUUUUUGGACUUUAGAUUUUCCUUGUCUUGUAAAAAUAAUGAAAUUGGCUUGAAAAUAUAUAUUACUACAAAAUAUUUUUAAGGUGUGAAGUACCUAUAUUAAUUCAUAUGUAUAAUUUAGAUUUUUAUGACUCAAACAUCAAUAAUUUUGAAUUUUAAAAUUGCAGUAAUUUCUUCUA